ACCUCACGUACGCACUCCAGACAGUUUCAGGGGUGCCUUGGUCGCAAACCAGUGCAGGGAUCAUGACUGAGAAGAGGGUUAUACCGUCCAAGCGUCAGAAGGCGUGCCAUUCGAGAUCCAAAACGGGUUGCCGUACCUGUCGUGUGCGCCGGGUGCGAUGCGAUGAGUUCCCAGGGGCAUGUAACAACUGUACCUCUACCGGUCGGAAAUGCGAGUAUGACCUUCAUCGGCUUCCUGCCAGGCGCAAUAUGGGUCUCCCACGCAUCUACCUCAGCCGCUUUCAUGGCCCAGCUUUGACCUCCGAUGAGCAAACCUGUUUCUCAUACUUCCAAUACCACACGAUCUCAGGUCUCGUGGAUUUAUUCGACUCACCUCUCUGGGAACGCUACAUUCUUCCGCAGAGCUGUGCCGAGCCUGCAGUCUGCCAUGCGGUCAUUAUGCUUAGUGCAAUCCACCAGGACGCGGAGACAAAUCGUAUGCGACUAUCGGGUAAUCGAACAGAUGACUCCCAUUUGAACUUCGCUCUAGAACAUUCCACCCGUUCCUCCGCCUUGCUGAGAAGACGAGGCGCGUCCAACGACCCACAAAAGUAUCAGGCCGUUAUCACAUGCUGUCUGCUGUUUGUGAUAGGAGAGCUAUUGCGGGGUCACUAUGGCAGAGCAGCCAUGCACCUUCACCAUGGGGUGCAACUGAUUGAAGAGGCACAGGCACAGGGACAGAUAAUAGAACCCGUCCUUGUCAACUUGUUCGACCACCUCAGUGUUACCGCCGCCUUGUAUGCCGCCGAUGGACCUACUCAGAGCAUUGACGCAGUAGAUGAGCCUGAGUGGGUAUUGAACGUAUGUCCUAUCGUUGUAAAUAGCGUCGGCGAGGCACAGAAAGCUUUCACGGCAACGCUCAAUUAUUCGAUUCUCCUGAUCGCGUACCUGAUGCGCUCAACGCAGGCCGAGAUUCUGGCAAACUAUGACGAUCUGUGGCUCAAAAGACAGAGAAUCCUUGCCCGAUACGCAGAUCUUGCGCAGGCCCUUGAUUCCUUCUGCCAGGAACGCGGCUGCAGGUUCACUCCCAAGGAAGAACGUGGAGCGCAGGUGCUUCGUCACCUCCUGCUGGUUCAAUACGUCACCCUGAAAGUAUUGUUUCCCGGAGAUUGCAGCACCAGUCAGGUGACUGCCGAAUGUGCUGCGGUACUUUCCAGCAGCCUCGCUAUCAUGGACCAAAUCUCGAGCAGCACGACCUUCACAAUGGAGCCGGUGGUGUGUCCCGGCUUGCACAUUGUGGCCACUCUAUGCCCGGAUCUCCGCUUGCGUGUACGGGCCAUCGAAGCAUUGCGUGCCUGGCCGCACAUGGAAGGGAUGAUCAAUUCCGAGGUCUGUGCCAGCAUUGCAAUUGAGGCGCUGAAGGCGGAGGUACAGAAGAUGAGGAAGGACGAAAGCUGGAUUGCUGCUGAGUAUCCCGAGGAAAGGGAUCGGUUUCUGGUGGAGGUUCUUCAAUCAAGCCAGAAGGCUGCCGAUUGGGCGCCUAUUCGCAUGUCGCAGCUAGACAUCGGUGAUGCUGUACCUUAUCAGGAGGACACUGUCGUAUUGAAUGAUAUACUCUAACUUUCAUGUCAAUAGACUAUAUGUUUAGUGAAGGGUAUUUAGACAAUACUAGUU
Molecule: messenger RNA, 1652 nt
Organism: Aspergillus aculeatus ATCC 16872
Lineage: Eukaryota; Fungi; Ascomycota; Eurotiomycetes; Eurotiales; Aspergillaceae
Exons: 2
Coding region: 63-1598 (511 amino acids)
Biological process (GO): regulation of DNA-templated transcription
Molecular function (GO): DNA-binding transcription factor activity, RNA polymerase II-specific; zinc ion binding
Source: RefSeq, a predicted model, not a curated record